Messenger RNA from Psammomys obesus (fat sand rat), 1272 nucleotides. RefSeq names its product alanine and arginine rich domain containing protein (gene Aard). The coding region runs from base 31 to 528 and encodes 165 amino acids. NCBI's taxonomy places the organism in Eukaryota, Metazoa, Chordata, Mammalia, Rodentia, Muridae. The transcript has 2 exons. The record is from RefSeq and is a predicted model, not a curated record.
CCCAGUCAGAGCACGGCAGAAAGGACCACGAUGGGCUUGGGUGACUACAGCCACUGCCGGCAGCGGAUGCCCCGGGGACUCUACGGAGUCUCGGGCAGGGCUGCGCUGUGGUCCCCAGCCUUCCACGCGGUGCACCGCAUCCCUUGCGGCACCUGGCGCAUCGAGGCGCAAGAGCAGGCCCGGGCGCCUAGCCCGGUGCUGGAGCACCUCCGGAGGCAGCUGGAGCGCGCCUUCCAGCGGGCGGCGGCACGCGGGCGCGCGCGGCGAGCGCGGGAGGCGGUGGCGGCGGUGGUGGCGGCCGCGGCGGCGGCGCGGGAGGAGCGGAGCCGGGCGCGCAUGGAGUGCGCCCUGGCUCGGCUGCGCGCGGAGCUGCUGGAAUUGCGUUUCCAGAACCAUCAGCUGGCCCGAACUUUACUGGAUUUAAACAUGAAAAUGCAGCAGCUGAAGAAGCAGCAGGACAUGGAGCAUGCAUCCAAAUCCCAGAGCCCGCAAGAGGAGCCGAUGAAUCCCGAGUACGGAAACGUGUAACCGAAAGUCUAAGCUCGCAACUCCUGAGCAGUUCCGAGCACUCCCUGCAACAUAGGCGACUCUGAAACCGUGCUAGCAUUAACACUAGUGAUGCUGCAGGUGCGCUCUGAGGGACGACUCGUCCGGCGAAAGCAGGUGUAAGGAGGAAGUGGGGGGAAAAGGAAUCAAAGGAAGAGAAACAUUUUUCUUUUGAAGUUUUAAAAAUUCUUUGGCUUGACUGGUUAUUGUCUUAGAGGGAGGAAGGGAAAAAGGGUGAGGAGAAAAGAGGAGGAAGAAGAAAACCCAAAGCAUUGAAAGACUGCCUUAAUGCCAGCUUAAACCGUUGCAUAUUCCCUUCCUUUUUGUAGUAUCAUGUGAACUUGCAUAAUCUGUGCUUAUUUUUACUGUAUUUAUUUUUGGUUGAUCCAGUAGCCUAUCCAGUACUUGUGAAAUUGAGAAUUGCUUGUGUCUGGAUUCCAGCCAAGCUCUUGAUGUGGCCUGCAUUCAGGGUGUCUGACCUUCUUGCUGGAUAUGGUCAUGGAGUCCAGGCCUUGCCGUCGUUGAAACGUGAAGUGCUACUUAUUCUUCUCACAAAAUUUUUUGCUUCAGUUGAUUAAAGUUUGAAUUUCAUGAUUUACACUCCUAAAUAAUACAGUUCUUUUGCUCAAUUAACUUAGGAGUUAAAAUGAUUCUUAUCGUUGAAUUAAAAGCUCUAAUUGUACCCUACAAGUGCUUUUCAAUGCAAAAAUAAAAUUAAUAAAAAUA